UUGCUGUUUGUUAUUGUCUUGUUGUCCUUCUUCUGUCGACAUAACACUGUGUACAGAGGGAUUAUAAUUGGGAGAAGAAAGCAUAGAAAAAUAGGUAGACAAACAAAGCAAUUUUGAUAUGUAGCAAACUGCUGCUGGUCUAGCGGUGGAAUCCCGAAGUGGGAAAACAAACAAAAGGCUGACAUGUGCCGAAAAAUUCAGGUGUCAAUUUAGGAACAGGUUCAUCUGGUGGUUGAUAUACAAAGAAGAUGAUUGUGAUUUAUUGCUCAAUUAGACAGUGAAGAUAUUGCUACUUAAAGUACAACAACUAAUUUGCGGAAACGAGGUCGUGAAAGUGAUGUUAUGACAAAAUUGAUAUGUUGAUGAAAAGUUAGAAGUAAUGAAUAUUAGUGUAAUUUCUAUUAAAAGUUUUGAGUAAGCAAAAGACUGUUUCGACUCUCACCGUCUCGUUCGCUUCAACACGAGUCCAUGCAGGGCCAGUAGCGAGUCACUCACUCAGUGCAUUAUUUGUGGUGGAGCCGCUCUAACAACGCGCUAUGCGCUCACGGCAUACAGACGAUCACAGCAGCGGCAGAGAGCAAACCCAAAUCCGGUUACCGGCAGCACGCGGCAACACCGUACUGAGCCACAUCCUCCCAGCUCGCUCACCACGAUAACACGACACGAGUCGCUAGCGCACACGAGUCUUGCAGCAGCAGCAGGCUGGCUGGAUGGAAAUGGAAUAGCCCACAUCGAGUGACGGACGAUCGGUUUAGUCGCGGUUCGGCCAUCGUCCGGUUGGUAGCGUUUUCGGUGCUGUUGUUUGUUUCAACGUUUCGGUAUAAAAAUUGGUGCUGUCUAUCAAGCUGAAAAAAAAUAGUUUAUAUGGCAUACAGAAAAAGUGCUUCUGUUUUUCGAUUUCCCGAUUGCGAAGCUAGUGGUGCUACAUAGCUAGUGUGUGAAACUGUACGAAUAUCAAAUCAAAUCUCCGCACUUACUUUUAUUAAUGAGUGAAACUGCAAACGAAAGUUGUGAUUUAUGUCGUGAAUAAGCGCUUUUUAAUGGACGUCUGAAAGAUAGGUUGUUUGCUGAUAGUGAAGAGAUACUACUUAUGUGAAGCACAAUAGUUUGGCGCAAAGAAAUACAGAAUACAAAACGUUAGCCGGCCGACAAUUUCCAUCAGUAUACGACCAUAAUCGUCAUAUCAGCUGUUUUUAUUGUAACAAAAAAAAACGAAACAUCGUUUCUCGGAAGCGCCACUGAAAACAAGAAGAGAGCGUUUGCAGCAGCAGCAACAGCAGCUAGCCAGCGCAGCAGAGUGAGUGAGGCAGAAAAAAACAAGCGAGCCAGUAAUAAGAAUAAGUAAAUUAUCUUCAACAAACAACAGCAAGGCUUUAACAUGGUGCUAGUGCUCAACGGGGUACUUCAAGAUGAGUGUCCGAUGGACACACAUUCGCUCUUCGUGCAGCAUCCGGUUUACCGGGACACGGCCACACAGUUCCUAUCGAUUCCUACCAAAACAGUUGGUGCUCCGGGUCUACUGUACGUCUGCCAGCGGGAAAUGGCUGCCGUUGCUCCGCAUGACAAGAAUGUAAACAUCAUCGGUUCGGACGAUGCGACCACCUGCGUUAUCGUUGUUGUCCGGCAUUCAGGUUCGGGAGCAGUUGCGUUGGCCCAUUUGGACGGCAACGGUACCGACGAGGCAGUUUCAACGAUGGUGGCCCGAGUACAAGAGCUGGCCUUCGGCUAUCCGGAAGGCCGCAUUGAACUGCAACUAAUAGGCGGUUUUAAGGACACCCAGGGAUACGCGGAAGAUCUGUUCAACAACAUAAUGCAGUCGUUCCACAAGCAUCCCCUGGAAAUCGAUUUGACGCAGGCCUGCGUUGGCGAACUGAACACCAUCCUCCGUGGGGACAUCAAUUGGCCAAUCAUCUACGGCGUGGGAGUUAAUGUGAAAACUGGUGAGAUCUUUCCCGCCACUUUCCCCGAAAAGGGACCCGAUCUUCAGCUACGUAUGGCGCGAUAUUUUACCGGUGGUCAUCAGGUGCUAGAUAUUUACGAUUCCACCGUCGGAAUGCUCCGAAUCGGCCCAUUCAACUAUGACCCGCUGAGAGGGGUGGAUCUGUGGCUAUCGCAGAGCGACGAGUUUAUUCUGCAACAUCUAUCCACUAGUCCCGAUGUGGAGCCACCCCAUUUCGCUAUGCAAAUCCGUGCCACUCUUAGAUACAUACAGGAUAACCAAUUCCCAGCGGUGACGGUGUUCCGGAACAAUAAUCCACACUAUUUCCGACGGGACGAAGCAACCGGUUGCUGGGCGCCGGUGCGAUUCUAGGACACAUGUUAACUGGUUUACCGUACAACUAAAUUCCACUCUUCUGUCCCUCUGUUCACGAUCGGAACGAUCAUUAUUUAACCACGAUAGGAUUAUUUAAAACCCUUUCUUGCAGUCACUUCUCCCUUUCGGGAGAAUAUAUCGCACCUGGUUCUUUAGUAGCUUACAUUGAUCGACUUUGUUUUUCUUCGAGCUUAUUUAUAGAUCAAACUAUUACGCAUUACAUACCGACACAUACAUACAUGAAUUGUACAACAAUUAAUUAGUCGCUGUUUUCCGCCUGAAUCUGAUUUUUUGCGGCGUUUUCGCCGCGCACUAGUCUGGCACCCAGAGAGAGAGACCAGUCCUAGGAAAACAUGAUUUCAAAUUACUGGAAAGAUUCAAUUAAUAUAUUAUACAUAGAAAUGCUAUACACAAUUGUACAGAAAAAAAUCGGUUUUAUGCUCGUUAAAAAUAAUAAAUGAUGAUCUGCUUCG
Messenger RNA from Sabethes cyaneus, 2787 nucleotides. It is a transcript of the gene Ntan1, whose product is annotated as protein N-terminal asparagine amidohydrolase. Gene Ontology annotation, molecular function: protein-N-terminal asparagine amidohydrolase activity. The record is from RefSeq and is a predicted model, not a curated record. Gene Ontology annotation, cellular component: nucleus. Gene Ontology annotation, biological process: ubiquitin-dependent protein catabolic process. The transcript has 8 exons. Bases 1379 to 2311 code for a protein of 310 amino acids. NCBI's taxonomy places the organism in Eukaryota, Metazoa, Arthropoda, Insecta, Diptera, Culicidae.